AUGAUGAAACACAGGGUAAUAGCAUCAGGAAGAAUUCCAGACCCAGGGAGCAUAAAGGCAAAUGACUCGACCAUGCUAGAUGUGCCAGUGAAGGUUCCUCAUAGUGUGCUAUUGUGCUUGGUUAGGGACCUUGGUGGAGAUUGGGACGUCGACUAUACGCUGGAAUUGUGUCUCAUCAUUGAUAUUCCGGUCAUUGGCAACAUCACCAUUCCCCUCUCUUAUAGCGGUGAGUAUAAGCUUCCUACUUUGUCCGACUUAUGGAAGGGUGGGGAAGAAGAAGAGGAGAAAGAAGAUCCAUCAAAGGUUAUAGUGAUAUGA
Molecule: messenger RNA, 318 nt
Organism: Solanum dulcamara
Lineage: Eukaryota; Viridiplantae; Streptophyta; Magnoliopsida; Solanales; Solanaceae
Product: desiccation protectant protein Lea14 homolog
Exons: 1
Coding region: 1-318 (105 amino acids)
Cellular component (GO): cytosol
Source: RefSeq, a predicted model, not a curated record